UAAAAUAACUACAAUUCUAAACACCGAUAAUUAAUCAAUAUUCAUGAAACGGACUGAGCAUGCGUUUGGCAAAACUGUGUGCGCAUGCGCACCAACAGCAGCGUUUCCGGACUACAAAUCUCCGCUCCCUUCAGUCAGUGCGCUUCACGCUACAAAAACAAAAACAACCACUUUAAAAAGCAGUUAAAUGUUUUAUAUUAACGGUCGAAUAUAAAGAGAAUGGCGGAGGAGAAAACUCUGGGGUAAUAAAGAUGGACGCCGGUGUUAACGACAGCUUUGAGAACCGGACACGGACCGCGGUGGACCUCUCUCUCCGGGACACCGUCGCCGCGCUGCAGCGGGACGGAGGCGGGACGGAGGCGGACACACUUCCUGAAAUCCUCCGGGACAUCGGGAGAGAUUUAACCGCCACAGUAACCGAGCUGCACCGGGACACCUGCGCCGAAGUGCUGCGGGACAACCGGGCUCUGAGGGCGGAGCUCGGCCGGCUGGAGGCCGAGCUGAAGAGCAGCAUCGCGGCCGGGUUCCAGCUGGAGAAGCAGCUGCGGAGCCAGGUGGGCCGGCUGAGGAGGGAGGUGGCUCACCUGGACCGGGACCUGGAGAGGGUGAGGGCGGGGAGCCAGAGGACCAGAGAGCGGCUGGAGACCCAGCGGGGACAGAGGACCCUGAGUGGGCCGGUUCAUGUGCUGCUGCAGGGCGGAUCAAUGCUCGGGAGUCCUGCUGUGUCUCUGUACACCAGUCAGACGGUGGCGGACCCCGCCGCUCUCUCUGCAGCCAUCUUGAGCUCUGCAGUGGCCACAGGUCUGACCUCCGCUCAGCCCUCGGCGCCUCUGGUGGUGACGAGUCAGCCGCUGCCCGACCGCCGCUCUCCGACCGUCACGCAGACUUCCCAGAACCCCCUGCAGUCUGUGCAACCUGACAGUCAGGGUCUCCAGACGCCCCCGGAGGCGGCGGGAGGAGCUGCAGGCGACCCACCGACCUCGACCGCGGAGCGAAACAGACCAUCAUCAGGAGUCGACUCUCAACCUCAGGAAACGGCGACGAAACUCAGUGAAGACAAACCUGAAGAUGUUGGAGGAAAAUCAGCAGGCUUUGGGAAGAGUAACAACCAGGAGACAAACAAUAGGAAAAAGGAGAAGCAUCAACAGAAGCGAAUCUUUUGUGACAAAUGUAACAAAGGCUUCCACUACCGACAUCAGCUGAAGCAGCACAUGAGUCGUCAUGAGCAACCGUUCGCCUGCGAUCAGUGCGACAAACGCUUCCACAAGGAGAAGAGCUUCCAAACUCACCUCCAGGCCCACAAAGUGAAACUAGCGAGAGAAAACAGUCAGAAAAUGUGGCCUUGUAGCCGGUGUGACAAACAGUUCAGACUCCAGAAGAAACUGGAAGCUCACCUGUUGCACCACGAAGAGCAGAAGAUCUUCAAGUGCUCCGUUUGCGAGAAGUCGUUCGGUAAGAUGCACCUGCUGAAACGUCACGAGGCCGUCCACUCCGGUGUCCGCCCGUUCGUCUGCGACACCUGCGGUAAAGGAUUCACCGCCAAGAGCGUCCUGCAGGAGCACCAGUCCAUUCACACCGGAGAAAAACCUUUUACCUGCUCCUCCUGCGGGAAGAGUUUCAGGACUUCUGCUCACCUGUUCUCUCACAAGAAGGUGCACUCAGAGGAGCGGCCGUUCGAAUGCUCCGACUGCGGUAAGACGUUCAAGCUGAAGCGAGCGCUGGUGCAGCACCGGAUCGUCCACACGGGGGAAAAACCCUUCGUCUGCCAGACCUGCGGGAUCAGAUUCGGUCUGAAGAACAACCUCCGGAGACACCUCCGCGUGCACACGGGUGAGAAGCCGUUCAGGUGCGAGGAGUGCGGGGAGGAGUUCUCGGGAACGUGUGCGUUCAAGACCCACAUGCUUGUUCACGGUGCAGAGAAACCGUUUAUGUGUGACCUCUGCGGGAAGACGUUUUUCUACAACUCGAAGCUGCUGGAGCACCAACAGGUGGCGCACCGGGACCGAGAGGUGGCGCAGACGAACCUCGAAUCCUUCCGCUGUGCCGUCUGUCAGAAAGCGUUUUCUAGCGCUGACACCUUGAGAGUUCACGAAGGAAUCCACGCAGAGGAAAACAAAUUCAUCUGCGCUACCUGCGGGAAGUCUUUCCACCGUAAAUGUACGUUUGUCUACCACAUGCGGCGGCACGGCGAGGAGAGGCUCACCAGCUGCGCCGUGUGCGGGAAGAGGUUCCCGCAGCUGAGCCGUCUGAAGGACCACAUGACGCUGCACACCGGAGAGAAGAGGUACACGUGCGAACAGUGCGGCAAAGCUUUCAGGACGCGCAACAACUUCUACCGACACGCCAAACUCCACAGAGGAGAGCGGCCGUACGAGUGCCGGGUCUGCAGCAGCAGGUUCAGCCAGUCCAACCAGCUGAAGUCGCACAUGCAGAUCCACACCGGGGUGAAGCUGUACUCCUGCGGGCGCUGCGGCCGGGGCUUCUCCGACUCCAGGCAGCUCAAGAAACACAGCUGUGGUGACGGCUUUCAGAAACCAGCCAUCAAUCUAUGUUGAAAAGACAACCACAUUUUGAAGAUGGUAACACAUCAGCUCAACUGUGAUUGGAGCACAGGGCAAAAAGGGGCGGAGCUUAGGAAGGUUAGAAGAACGGAUUGAGGUGAAAGUUUGUACCAAGGUUCAAGUUCCCCAGACAACGAGUCCGACUGAAUGUCGUGACUUUCCCUUUAGGAACAUGAACAUCAGGAUGAACUGACUUUAAUCUAUCGUCAGGUCAACAUUUUAACGUGUCCAGUGCCUUCGUUAACCUUUAACCUGAGCUGUACAGAUGAACAAAAGGCAGGGUUCACUAGCUGUAGAGACGCUUGUAUGUUUAAAUAUAUAAUAUAUAGAUAAAUAUAUAUAAUAAAAGGACAGACAGACAAACAGCACUGUGAAUAAAUAUAAACAACUCAGGGUUUGUCACAACAAUGUGACAUCAACAGGUAAUUCUACCUUUCACCUGUUGAUUGGUGGAUAAAAUGAUGUCACUGUGAUACUCCUGUUUACUUCCUGAAGGUAUACGUAAUCGUUUUAAUGUUCAUUGUUUUACACUGAAGUUGUCUGUUGUUGGUUUAUUUUUAUAUAUACUGAAAAUAAGCUUCAUUAUAUUAAAAACAUGUUUACCUACCAGAACAAUACACUGAUUAACGUUUACUUUUAAGUGUUUAAAUUAAAUAAAAUGUGUUUGAAAAAA
Dicentrarchus labrax (European seabass) is the source of this 3234-nucleotide messenger RNA. Its product is annotated as zinc finger protein 83-like. Gene Ontology annotation, cellular component: nucleus. Bases 252 to 2555 code for a protein of 767 amino acids. The record is from RefSeq and is a predicted model, not a curated record. Lineage: Eukaryota; Metazoa; Chordata; Actinopteri; Moronidae. The transcript has 4 exons.